UGCAUCAUGUUUAGUGUUUACCUAACCUUAAUGUAAAUCGAAAACUUUAAUUUAGUUCGUUUGGCUUAAUAUCAUAAAUAACAUGAAUAAAAAGUUAUGACUAUUCGAAAGUUUCAAACAAAAGCUAAUUUCUUGAUAAAACGAUUUUUUAACACAUCAAAAAUGGCCAAUAGUAAAUUUGAAUAUGUACGAGAAUUCGAGAAUGAAGAUAAAAUUAUGCCGAAUUGUUGGGUAGUCGUGAGAAUUGAUGGAAAAGGUUUUCAUAAAUUUUCAAAACUUCACAAUUUCGAUAAACCAAAUGAUGUACGUGCACUAGAAUUGAUGAACUAUGCAGCUAUUGAUGUGAUGAACGAAUUUCGAGAUAUUGUUAUUAGUUUUGGACAAAGUGAUGAAUAUUCUUUUGUAUUUCAUAAAGGUGCUCUUCUUUAUAAUCGAAGACACAGUAAAAUUUUAACUUAUGUUAAUAGUUUAUUUAGUUCAUCGUAUGUUUUUAACUGGAGUCAAUUUUUCCCAUCUGAAAAACUACAGUAUCCUCCAUCAUUUGAUGCAAGAAUCAUCCUAUAUCCAUCUGAUGAAAAUUUAAAAGAUUAUUUAAGCUGGAGGCAAGCUGAUGUCCAUAUAAAUAAUUUAUAUAAUACUACAUUUUGGAAUUUGAUUUUAAAAGGUGGACUAACGAAUAAUGAGGCCGAAAAAAGAUUAAGUGGUACAUUAUCAUCGGAUAAAAACGAAAUAUUAUUUUCUGAAUUUGGUAUCAAUUAUAAUAACGAAUCGCCAAUGUUUCGUAAAGGUACAAUUUUACUACGAAAAAAGGUAAAAAAUCCAAACAACAACGGACGAUAUAAUUGUGUGAUAUAUCCCUUCUUUGAAGAUUUAAUACAAAAUAAAUUUUGGAAAACGCAUACUGAAAUAUUUGAUUAUAAGAGUGCUGUUCCAACAUACGAUCCAACUGAAAAAUUACCUGAUAUUGUUGAACAACAAUUACGUGAACUUGAUAGAAAAAGUCAGAAAACGUAAGAGGUUGAACAAUUCUGGGCUUAUUUAAAGUUUUACUAAGCUCGAAAAUAGCUACUAGGAAUAUGAGUGUAUCCAGCUUUUAGCUCAAAGGGAGGGAAUGGUGUAAAACAGGAAUUUUUGGUCUAAAUACAUUCGAAGAUUCCAAGAGAUAAUAUCAUAAAUACUUGGUAUAUUCAACUUGCUUCAAUACUAGAGUGUGGAAAUGAAUGCAGGGAUGUCAAUUUAAGUAGCGACCGAAAGACUGAGAAAAAUUUUCUACAAUAAAAAAUCAUUUAAAAAAUAAUUACAAAUAAUUGGGAACGUAAUGAAAAUUGUGGUUUACGAUUAGCUCAUCGUUAAGAAUGAUAGAAAAUAAUUUCAACAGCAUAAAACAAUGUCAUAAACCAGUAAUUAUCAUGUACGAAGAAAAUAAAGUGAAAAAAACGGCAAUACCAACGAAAUGCACCCCUUACACGAGUAUUGUCACAUAUUAGUAAUUCAAUCUUAAUAACUAAAUAUUCGUGAUCAUAAACCCACGACUUCUACUUAACUAGCCAACAAAAUUCUAGUAAUUUUUAGAAAUUAAGAAAUAUUCUGAAAUUGAUUCCUCUGGAUGUGGAGAAUACACAUACAUCUCAUCAACCACACCAAACUAAAGCAACCCAAUUAAGAACAUUCCAGAAAAUAAAACUUCAACCUGAACAUGUGUAUACUAGGAUUGAUUUUUAUUUUUAUAUAGUAUUUACAUAAUAAUUUUUUUAAACUUAAAUAAUACUUAAU
Molecule: messenger RNA, 1773 nt
Organism: Chrysoperla carnea
Lineage: Eukaryota; Metazoa; Arthropoda; Insecta; Neuroptera; Chrysopidae
Gene: THG
Product: probable tRNA(His) guanylyltransferase
Exons: 2
Coding region: 97-1014 (305 amino acids)
Biological process (GO): tRNA modification
Molecular function (GO): magnesium ion binding; tRNA guanylyltransferase activity
Source: RefSeq, a predicted model, not a curated record